Onychomys torridus (southern grasshopper mouse) is the source of this 2935-nucleotide messenger RNA. RefSeq names its product zinc finger DHHC-type palmitoyltransferase 9 (gene Zdhhc9). The transcript has 11 exons. Bases 381 to 1475 code for a protein of 364 amino acids. Gene Ontology annotation, biological process: peptidyl-L-cysteine S-palmitoylation; protein targeting to membrane. The record is from RefSeq and is a predicted model, not a curated record. Gene Ontology annotation, molecular function: protein-cysteine S-palmitoyltransferase activity. Lineage: Eukaryota; Metazoa; Chordata; Mammalia; Rodentia; Cricetidae. Gene Ontology annotation, cellular component: endoplasmic reticulum; Golgi apparatus.
GUGAGGAGCGUUCCAUUCCGCCAGCGGUGGGCGGUUGCCACAGCUGGUUUAGGGCCCCGACCAUUGGGGCCCCUUGUCAGGAGGAGGCACCCUCCCUGUCAGGGAGAAGUCGCUACCACCUUUGGCGGCAGACGCGAUCCCUGGGGACAGUGCACUUUCUGCCCUCAGUUGCCGGCCGAGUUCGAUCUCCCUCAUUCAGGUUGGGCUCCCCUUCCUAGUCUGUGUCCUCCUGUUGGCUCAGUUUAUGAGGAGGAGAUUGUUGGCCAGGACUCUUGAUAAUGUUUGACCCAGUGACAGCAAUAGUACCCGACGUGAUUUCCAAGCCGGGCUCUGUCUCUGCUCUUGUGUAGUCUUCCGGUUUUGGACCAGGACCUCCAAUCAUGUCUGUGAUGGUGGUAAGAAAGAAGGUGACACGGAAGUGGGAGAAACUCCCAGGCAGAAACACCUUCUGCUGUGAUGGCCGCGUCAUGAUGGCCCGGCAAAAGGGCAUCUUCUACUUGACCCUCUUCCUCAUCCUGGGGACAUGCACACUCUUCUUUGCCUUCGAGUGUCGCUACCUGGCUGUUCAGCUGUCUCCUGCCAUCCCUGUGUUUGCUGCCAUGCUCUUUCUUUUCUCUAUGGCCACGCUGUUGAGGACCAGUUUCAGUGACCCUGGAGUGAUUCCUCGAGCACUACCCGAUGAAGCAGCUUUCAUAGAAAUGGAAAUAGAAGCCACCAAUGGUGCGGUGCCACAGGGCCAGCGACCACCUCCUCGUAUUAAGAAUUUCCAGAUAAACAACCAGAUUGUGAAGCUGAAAUACUGUUACACAUGCAAGAUCUUCCGACCUCCCCGGGCCUCCCACUGUAGCAUCUGUGACAACUGUGUGGAGCGCUUCGACCAUCACUGCCCCUGGGUGGGCAAUUGUGUUGGAAAGAGGAACUACCGCUACUUCUACCUCUUCAUUCUUUCUCUCUCCCUCCUUACAAUUUAUGUCUUUGCCUUUAACAUCGUCUACGUGGCCCUCAAAUCCUUGAAAAUUGGCUUCCUGGAGACAUUGAAAGAAACUCCUGGAACUGUUCUGGAAGUCCUCAUUUGCUUCUUCACACUCUGGUCUGUUGUGGGACUGACUGGAUUUCACACUUUCCUGGUGGCUCUCAACCAGACAACCAAUGAAGAUAUCAAAGGAUCAUGGACAGGGAAGAAUCGAGUGCAGAAUCCCUACAGUCAUGGCAACAUUGUGAAGAACUGCUGUGAAGUGCUUUGUGGCCCCUUGCCCCCCAGUGUGCUGGAUCGAAGGGGUAUUUUGCCACUGGAAGAAAAUGGAAGUCGACCUCCAAGUACUCAAGAGACCAGCAGUAGCCUCUUGCCACAGAGUCCAGCCUCAACAGAACAUAUGAACUCUAAUGAGAUGCCGGAGGACAGCAGCACCCCAGAAGAGAUGCCACCUCCAGAGCCCCCAGAGCCACCACAGGAGGCAACUGAAGCUGAGAAGUAGCCUGUCUAUGGAAGAGACUUUUAUUUGUGUUUCAUUAGGGCUAUGGGAGAUUUCAGGGGAAAGAUCAACCUGAGACAGAGAACAAAUAAGCUGUCCUUAUUACUAUUUUCCUUUGGUCUUUAGUCACCGAAUUGCACACUGGCGUUUUCUUGCUGGAAACUUUUUUUAAAAUUUAUGGACUUAUGACAGUGGCAGAAGAUGCCAGUUACCUCUGGCAACUGGACAAAUGGGUCUCUUGGGACAUGGCACUUGUUUUCCAUUGUCUCAGCCACACGGUGUCCUUGGCCUCCCCUUCUCUUCCCUCCAGAUCCUAGCUCUCCUGCUGGGGGUCAUUGGUCUCAUUCUUGGGUAAAGAUUCUCAAGACUGACUCAAGUCCUUUCCAGCUGCUGCAUGUCCUGAGUCCAGAGGCAGUCACAGAGACCUCUGGCCAGGGAAUCCUAACUAGGCUCUUGACUCCUUCAGAACUAAUGAGGAUUGGAGAGUGAGGUUGGAGGAUUUUCCUGGCUACAAAGUGCCAGCAUUGCCAGCCAAUCCUUUUAGGAAUAGGGCAGGUACCUUCCACUUGUAUUUAUUUGUGUAGCUUCUCCUCCUACUCCCUCCCCAUCCACUCUCUAACAUCCAAGUUCCGCUCUCCCCAUUAGGUGAUAUAUGUAAGUAGUCAUCAUAGAGAUAACAAUUGACAUUUCUCAUAGACUCUCCGGAAACUUCAAUGCCUGUGCUAUUCCCAAUAAGCAUUGAUGAGAUGCCAACAGCAUAGCCCUCACUCUCUGUCUCAUCUCCCCUCUUUGCUCAUGAGCCCAUUUUAAUUUUCUUCUUUUGACUCCUGCUUCCAUUGGGAGUGGGAAUGGCAGUAAUAAAAGUCUGCACUCUGGGGCGUCCUUUUCCUCAGAGGAAGCCUGAGUGCUCACUUAAAACACUACCCCUCAUACUUCUUGUGUAAGGCCUGCAGAGGCCCUGAAUGCACAAAUGGGGAAGCCAAGGCACAGAGAGGCUCUCCUCUCCUCUCCUCUCCCUCUUCAUCCCCUCAAAAAAAAAAAAAAGAGAAAAAAAAAAGCAAAACAAAAAGGCUAAACAGUACUUCCAUUAAGCCUUGGCUGAGUGAGGGAAAGCCCAGCACUGCUGCCCUCCCGGGUAUUCCACUCCAAGGCCUCAGCCCACCUCUGGCAAUGGUAACCACACCAGGGCUUCAUCCGAGCCCUGCUCUUCCAGCACUUCCACCGGCAGAGUCCCAGAGCCACUUCAUCCUGGGGGUAGACUGUGACCCCCGGGUAGCUCUGCUCAGGACCUGCACUAUUUCAGGGAAGAAGAUCUAUGUAUUAUAUGUGGCUAUAUUUCCUAGAGCACCUGUGUUUUUCUCUUUCUAAGCCAGGGUCUUGUUUGGACGACUUAUGGGGACAGGGAGGGGUGUGAACCACAACUUUUAAUCUAUCUGAAGGCGAUUAAACUGUGUCUAAUGCAA